AUGAGCGACUACGGCGCACGCGCGCACCAGGAUCUGAUCGUCACGCGUGGCGCGGGCUUCAGGAAAGAGAAGAACAAGAAGAAACGGGGAAGCUAUCGGGGUGGAGACAUCACGGCGAGUGGCGGAGAGAGACGGUGCACGAUCAGGACGCUGACGCGCUUGAUAGAUGGAGUCCCACAGCAUCAAGUUCACUUGAGUAACACUGAAGCUCAUACGAACGAUGGAGAUGGGCGAUCGUGGUAG
Messenger RNA from Schizophyllum commune H4-8, 243 nucleotides. RefSeq lists its product as uncharacterized. NCBI's taxonomy places the organism in Eukaryota, Fungi, Basidiomycota, Agaricomycetes, Agaricales, Schizophyllaceae. Gene Ontology annotation, cellular component: nucleolus; nucleoplasm. The coding region runs from base 1 to 243 and encodes 80 amino acids. The transcript has a single exon. The record is from RefSeq and is a predicted model, not a curated record.